This is a messenger RNA of Hippoglossus stenolepis (Pacific halibut), 6161 nucleotides long. Its product is annotated as contactin-associated protein-like 4. The coding region runs from base 84 to 4034 and encodes 1316 amino acids. NCBI's taxonomy places the organism in Eukaryota, Metazoa, Chordata, Actinopteri, Pleuronectiformes, Pleuronectidae. The record is from RefSeq and is a predicted model, not a curated record. The transcript is spliced from 24 exons.
GAGGAGAAGUCGCUAGUCUCGCUCGUCUCUCUCUUCUCCUCUCUUCUCCUCUCUUCUCCUCUGCAGCCUCCCGUCGCUUCACCAUGGAUCUGUGGACUAAAUCACUCGCUUGGAUUAUCUCUCAGGUCCUCGUGCUUCUCUCCAGCCGGUGCGGGACAACGGGAGCAGAAGGAGCGUGUGACAGCCCGCUGGUGUCCCACCUGCCGCCGUCGUCCUUCAGAAGCUCCUCCCAGCUGUCCAGCAGCCACGCCGCCGGCUUCGCCAAACUCAACAGGAGAGAAGGAGCCGGAGGUUGGUCCCCUCUCACCUCAGACAGGUACCAGUGGCUGGAGGUCGACCUCGGGGAGCGGACCAGGAUCACCGCCGUCGCCACCCAGGGCCGAUACGGCAGCUCCGAUUGGCUGACGUCGUACCUGCUGAUGUUCAGCGACACGGGACACAACUGGAAGCAGUACCGUCAGGAGGACAGCCUCGGGUCUUUCCCAGGGAACAGUAACGCCGACAGUGUGGUCCAGUACAAGCUGCAGCAGCCGGCGAUCGCUCGCUUCCUCCGCCUCCUCCCUCUGGACUGGAACCUCAGCGGGCGGAUCGGACUCCGGCUGGAGACCCAAGGGUGUCCGUACACCUCGGACGUGGUGAGCUUUGCCGGGGGCAGCAGUGGUCUGGUGUUCAGGGUCAGUCCCGGCCCCAGGAGGACGUCCAGAGACAUCAUCUCUCUGAAGUUCAAAACCCUGAAGAAUUCUGGGACCCUGCUCCAUGGAGAGGGACGACAAGGACUCAGCUUCAGUCUGGAGCUGGUGAGAGGAAAACUGCAGCUGCUGCUCCGACAAGGUACAGCACGCGGAGCUUCAUCCACGGAGCCGCGGCGUCUUGCCUCCCUCGGCAGCCUGCUGGACGAUCAGCACUGGCACCAUGUCGUACUGGAGAGAGGCGGCGCUCACCUCAACCUCACUGUGGACAGACACACACAGAGGGUUCAAAUCCCUGCAGAGUUCGUCCACUGGGACAUCGAACAGCUGAUGUUAGGGACGGUCCAGAGCCUGAGUUCUCAGAAACCACUCGUCUCCGAGAAGAACUUCAGCGGCUGCCUGGAAAACCUGCUGCACAACGGACUCAACCUGAUAGAACGAGCGAAGCACAACAACCAGCAAGUUACUCUCAUGGGCAAUGUGACCUUUUCUUGUGCUGAGCCAGUUUCCGUCGCCGUGACGUUUCCCGGCCCCCAGAGCUUCCUCCAGUUGCCAGGGGCGAUGGCGUCCUCUUCGGGGGGCGUGUCCGUGGGGUUCCAGUUUCGGACGUGGAACAAGGCGGGGCUCCUGCUCACCUUUGACCUCCCUCACGAAGGAGGAGCGGCCUGGCUGCACCUGAGUGAGGCCAGACUGCGGCUGCAGAUCCAGAAGGCUGGCAGGGCGCUGCUGGAGCUCAGUGCAGGUUCUGCUCUGAACGACGGCCAGUGGCACUCAGUGGAGCUCAACUCCAGAGGAGGACGUGUGACCAUCGCUGUGGAUAAAGAGGAAGGGGGCGUCGCUCACGCCAGCCCCUCAUUUCUGGUCACGGCAGGAAGUCAUCUCUUCUUUGGCGGUUGUCCUGCUGAAGACGACCGUCAGGAAUGCAGAAACCCCUUCAACGUCUUCCAGGGCUGCAUGCGUCUCUUCACGCUCCACAACCAACACGUGGAUCUCAUCACGGUGCAGCAAAAACAUCUGGGCAACUACAGCAACCUGCACAUCGACAUGUGUGGAAUCAUCGACAGGUGUUCUCCCAGUCGUUGUGAACAUGGCGGCCGCUGCAGUCAGUCCUGGACCAUCUUCCACUGCAACUGCUCGGACAGCGGCUACAGCGGAGCGACCUGCCACAGCUCCGUGUACGAGCAGUCGUGCGAGGCGUACAAACACAACGGCAACACGUCGGGACAUUUCUACAUCGACGUGGACGGCAGCGGACCAAUCAGACCACAGCUGGUCUACUGCAACAUGACAGCGGCCGACACGUGGAUGGUGAUCCAGCACAACAACACGGACCUGACCAGAGUCCGAGCGUCUCCGGGUCAGAACCAGCUCCUGAUUCACUUUGACUACUCCACCGGAGAAGAGCAGCUGAUGGCUGCUGUCGGCCAAUCAGAGCACUGUGAACAGGAAGUGUCCUACCACUGCAGGAGGUCCCGCUUCCUCAACACUCCAGAGGGAUCUCCGUUCAGCUGGUGGCUCGGUGGUCCGGGUUCCGGUCGUGUGCAGACGUACUGGGGCGGAGCUCAGCCGGGCAGCCGACAGUGCGCCUGCGGCCUGCAGGGCGACUGCGUGGACCCGCAGCACUACUGCAACUGUGACGCCGACGGCAUGGAGUGGGCUGAGGACUCGGGCCUGCUCACCCACAAGGAGAGCCUCCCCGUCAGGUCUCUGGUGCUGGGCGACAUCCAGAGGCCGGGGUCGGAGGCCGCCUAUCUGGUGGGACCGCUCCGUUGUCAUGGAGACAAGAACUUGUGGAAUGCCGCGUUUUUCGACAAGGAGACGUCGUACCUCCACUUCCCCACCUUCCACGGCGAGCUGAGCGCCGACAUCUCCUUCCUGUUUAAAACCACGGCCUCCUCUGGGGUGUUCCUGGAAAACCUGGGCAUCAAAGACUUCAUCCGCAUCGAGCUGAGCUCCUCCACUCAGGUGCUUUUCUCCUUCGAUGUCGGUAACGGGCCGCUGGAAGUCCGCGUGGAAGCGACGGCCCCGCUGAACGACAGCAGGUGGCACCGGGUCCGAGCCGAGCGGAACGUCAGGGAGGCGACGCUUCGGCUGGACGAACUUCCUGCCGCCACGCAGGAGGCUCCGGCUGACGGACACUUCCACCUGCAGCUCAACAGCCAGCUGUUCAUAGGAGGAACAGCGUCCAGGCAGAAGGGCUUCCAGGGCUGUAUCCGCUCCCUGCAGCUGAACGGCGUCACCCUGGACCUGGAGGAGAGGGCGAGGAUCACACCCGGGGUUCGACCCGGCUGCCCGGGCCACUGCAGCAGCUACGGCUCGCUCUGCCAGAACCAGGGCCGCUGCGUGGAGAGAGCCACCGGCUUCCACUGCGACUGUGGCCUGUCGGCGUUCACCGGAGUCUUCUGCCACUCAGAGGUGUCGGCCACCUUCGAGUCCACCACGUCCGUCAGCUACACCUUCAAGGAGCCGUACGAGCUGCUGAGGAACAGCAGCGCCCUGCCGUCCUCCAUCUACUCCGACAUGACGCUGAGAGGAGAGAACGUCUCGCUGAGCUUCAGGACCAAUCAGAGUCCGGCUCUGCUGCUCUACGUGUCCUCGUACUACAGAGAGUACCUGGCCCUGCUCAUCAACAAGCACGAUAAGCUGGAGGUGAGGUACAAGCUGGACAGCAGCAGAGAAGCAGAGGUGCUGAGGAGCAGAGUGAAGAGUUUGGCCAACGGACAAUUACACACAGUUACUGUCAGGAGGCUGAGCGACUCUGUGUCCGUGCAGAUCAACCAAAACAGCAGAGAGGACUUCAACCUGUCGUCUGACGGAGAAUUCAACGCCAUCAAGUCUCUGGUGUUGGGCAGAGUGCUCGACUCUGAGCUGGAUCCGGACGUGUCCAGGUUGGCGUCUCUGGGUUUCUCCGGCUGUCUCUCAGUGCUCAGCUUCAACUCCAUCAGUCCUCUGAAAGCCGCUCUGCUCCACCCGGACACCAGCCCCGUCUCCAUCAGCGGACCUCUACUCCGGUCCAGCUGCGGCUCCUCGGCUUCGGCCAAUCCCUACGCAGCAGAGAACAAACGCCACCUCGCCACAGACCUUGGUUCAGUGGGUUCAGGUCAACCUUUAGUCAAUGCCAUCAGGACUGACUCGGCUCUGAUUGGAGGUGUGAUAGCGGUGGUGAUCUUCGUGGUCGUGGCCGUCCUGGCGAUAACGGGCAGAUUCCUCUACCGCAGGAAAGAGACGUAUCGGAAUCAGGAGGUGAAGGGAGUCAAACGGGAGGACAGCCCCGAUUUUCCCUUCAACAGCCAGACUGACUCCCAGAACGUCUGCAGUGAAAACCGAAAGGAGUAUUUCAUUUAGCCGGAGACGACCCCGGUGAACUGGAGGUGCAGACGCCUCAGAACCUCUCACUGAACUCGGAGCCGCUGGGAGACUUCAUUCACAGAAGUGGCUCUGCAGCAUGUGGAGGCAGAAACAGAGCAAUUUGCACCCGGUGUUGUCUUUCUGUUGCUUUUCUGUACAUUGUGAAAACCGAUGCAACAGUGUUGGACUUUUUAAAAAAAGGUGUCGACGUCCUUGUUUCAUCUGUAAAUAAUUCAGACAUGUAAAUGCUGAAUUCACGUCUUUGUAACGAUCUCUGGCUAACGUCACUUUGUCAUAUUGAAACGUUGAAAAAUCGUGGAGGUGUCAGUAUUUUUAUGGUGUUCGGGAAAUGUGGUUAUUCUUGAGGAGAGAUGAUUAUAGGUCGAGACAAACUCUCAGACUCAUUUACAUGAUUACCUUCUAAACUCCAGGGAUAUUUUAGGUCGCCAAGAUUUUUCUUUUCACCUUCCAUCCCACUGCUACCCCAGUUACACCAGUUACAGAAGGAACUGCAGAUUUCUGAAGCUCGGUUUGACAGAACCACUUCAAAGUUGCUUCUCUCCAUUUGAAGGACUCCAGCUGUUUUUCCUGCAGAGACUUCACCACUCUUGUGCGACGUCUUACCUUCCCAUGGUUCAGACAAUGUUGCCCCAGUCAAACUAGAUUCCCAUUCAUUUAGGAGACGUGUAUGACUGUGACUGUCUCCUGCCAUGACAGGUUGAGUUAUCUGACGUGGACUGACGUGUGCUUUCAGUUUGGUUUUUCCCUCUUUCUUUGCCAAACACAAAAAGCCAUUAUAUCUACUUCUCUUUCUCUUUGUUUUUCCCUCCUCCUCCCUGCUGCCGGCCGCCUGCUGCACAGCAAAGCUUUUAACACUGACGGCAGCACGGGCUCUGUAACACUGGGCCUGUCUGUCACCUCGUUCACUGCACAGACGCGUGUUUCAAACGCUAAUCUGCUUCUGCUCUGACAGGUGGACUGAGACUCGAUGGAGAAGCAGCGAGCUGAUCAGAACGAGGCGCUGAGAUAAUCCAGGAGGCGUCAGGCAGACGUGUAAUGAAAAACACGUCGUGAUAUUAGCACUGGAAAGGAAGCAAACGCCUGCGUGUGUGAAUUCAGCUCACGUGUAAAGAGGAGCUGCUGAUGGAGGGAAGCUGAGAAGCAGAAAGAGGAUCGACAGCAGCUGUUAAACAAAUGUACACCAUCGUCUCUCUGCCAGGCCCCGAAGCACUGAUGGGAUUUUAAUGAGAAAAGUAGCUAAAACUUUAAAGUGCAUUUUCAAAUGGUUACACACAAACCACAGUCAACAGCUAUUCUCUAUGUAAAGAUCUAAGAUCAAAGAUAAAACCAGAGUUGUUGAAGUUCUCCAGCUCGGCUCUGAAUGUUCUCCUCUGGUGUCCCUGGCUGGAGUCGACAUGGGGACGUCACUUAACUUGUUUUUAGCCACAUUAGGAAUUUCUUCUGCAAAUGUUGCUCUUGGCAGUUGGCUUCCUAUACAAGUAUUGUCGCGGAGCAUGAUGGGGUUGAUGGGGUCAUUCUCACCGGGCUUUGGGAAACUGCGGAGAACAAGACCAGCGGUGAUGUUGUGGCUGAAGAAAGGCCGGGGGCGAGUAGCAGAGGAAGUGUUGGUUUGGGGCUGAAGAGAAUAUCCAAUAUAUUUAUAACCUUUAGAAAUAAUAAGAUUUGUCAUCUCCCACAAAACAGGCCUGUUGAUACAGAAGUGAAGAAUCUUUGGGGUAAAGAUGGAGUCUGAACUGAAAUAUCUUGACUAUGUGGUAAGAAGACAGGAACUCCCACUCGCUAAUUAACAAAUGCUAAUUUAGCAUGCUAACUUGGUUCGGUAAUAAACUUAAGUGUAACCGUGUUUUGGCAGCUCUCAGAGUCCAAACUGCAAAAAAAAAAAAUGUGAGCCAUUAUGUAGCCUGAGGGGAGUUGAUUGAAAUCGAGGCAGAAGUUGAGUCGUGCGGUUAUUUGCUGUUGGAGAAACGUUGCUGUUGUUUCCUCUCGGGGGCAGAGAAGCUAAAUGUGCGCCUCAGUGAACAGAAUCAUAAAGACUAACUAAAUGAAAACGUAGCAUUCAGUUAAAAAAAAAAGACUUUUAAACUGACAGUUGAUAAUAAUUGA